CCUGUGAGUUAUUUGAAUCGUCGGAGAGUUUUUUUACGUUUCGGGGCAGCAGCGCGCGGGAAGAAACGACAACAACGACAGCAACGUCAGCGUCUGCGAUCCGGCUCAACAUGAACCUGAUCGGGGGCUACCAGCACCACCACCCGCACCCCCACCACCACCUGAUGCACGAGCCCUUCCCGUUCGUGCAGCGGUGUCACCAGGACGCGCCGUACUUCCAGAGCUGGGUGCUGAACCACGGCGAGCCGCAGCCUCCGCCGCAGUCGGGGUUGGACUUCCCGCUGCAGGCGCAGUACGCCGCCGGGGAGCACGGCGGUGGGGCCGCGGGGACCGGGGCCGCGGCGCUGCACGACGCCCGGCUAGAGGCGCUCCAGGGCGGGGCCGGGAAGCGGAGGACGUCGGGGCCGAAGAAGGAGCGCCGCCGGACGGAGAGCAUCAACACGGCGUUCGCGGAGCUGCGGGAGUGCAUCCCCAACGUGCCCGCGGACACCAAGCUGUCCAAGAUUAAAACGCUGCGCCUCGCGACCAGCUACAUCGCCUACCUGAUGGACGUGCUGGACAAGGACUCCGGCGAGGCCGAGGGCUUCAAGGCCGAGAUUAAGAAAUAUGAAAACCGGGACCUGAAAAGGAAACGGGAGCCGAGACAGCAUUUAAGCCCCCCUCCCUCACUCCGACCCGGCAAGAAGGCGAAGGGUCGGACCGGUUGGCCGCAGCAGGUCUGGGCUCUGGAGCUCAACCAGUGACCCUAACCCUGACAAAAACCCUCGUCCCGGACCCUGACCCUCUUCCCGGAUCCUAACCCUAAAGAAAACCCUCCUCCCAUACCCUGACCCUCC
Messenger RNA from Perca flavescens (yellow perch), 836 nucleotides. RefSeq names its product heart- and neural crest derivatives-expressed protein 1. Gene Ontology annotation, biological process: heart development; regulation of transcription by RNA polymerase II. The record is from RefSeq and is a predicted model, not a curated record. The coding region runs from base 111 to 743 and encodes 210 amino acids. NCBI's taxonomy places the organism in Eukaryota, Metazoa, Chordata, Actinopteri, Perciformes, Percidae. The transcript has 4 exons. Gene Ontology annotation, molecular function: RNA polymerase II transcription regulatory region sequence-specific DNA binding; DNA-binding transcription factor activity, RNA polymerase II-specific; protein dimerization activity.